Messenger RNA from Haemonchus placei, 294 nucleotides. NCBI's taxonomy places the organism in Eukaryota, Metazoa, Nematoda, Chromadorea, Rhabditida, Trichostrongylidae. The record is from the annotation of a GenBank genome assembly.
AUGGAAUGGGUUUGGUGGACCAGCAAUUCGGUGAACAUCAUCGUGAACUUUAUUGGAACCGUAGGCAACUCCGUUUUAAUAUAUAUGAUACUGAAAAAGACUCCGGCACCUAUGAUCUCCUAUUCUGUUCUCCUUUUCAACAAUGCAAUCUGCGAUCUGCUGAUCUGUAUUACUACCGUGUUGGCACUCCAAAGGAAAUCAGUUGAUGAGCAGUACUAUAAUACUUACAAAUUCAAACGAAUAGCAGCACUAGCGUUGCUGCACAAGAAGUUCAAGAUGCUCCCAGGAUUCUAA